Molecule: messenger RNA, 1733 nt
Organism: Scomber scombrus (Atlantic mackerel)
Lineage: Eukaryota; Metazoa; Chordata; Actinopteri; Scombriformes; Scombridae
Product: succinate dehydrogenase [ubiquinone] iron-sulfur subunit, mitochondrial-like
Exons: 8
Coding region: 74-919 (281 amino acids)
Biological process (GO): aerobic respiration; tricarboxylic acid cycle; respiratory electron transport chain
Cellular component (GO): mitochondrial membrane
Molecular function (GO): electron transfer activity; 2 iron, 2 sulfur cluster binding
Source: RefSeq, a predicted model, not a curated record
AUAUGAGUGCACAUAUAGAGACAAAAGUGAUAUUCCAGACUGAAGAGCGGACCUGAAACCCUCAACCAGAAAGAUGUCGUUGGCUUGUGUGGCUUUAAGUCGGAAUGUUUUGUCUGCGAGGAAUUCAGGCGCGAUGGUGAUGGUGCGGCAUGUUCAGACCGCCUCUGCUCCGGUUCCUGAACCCAGGAUCAAGAAGUUCCAGAUCUACCGCUGGGACCCUGACACCCCUGGAGACAAACCACGCAUGCAGACAUAUGACAUUGAUCUUAAUAACUGUGGUCCCAUGGUUCUGGAUGCCCUCAUCAAGAUCAAGAAUGACAUGGACCCCACACUCACAUUCAGACGCUCCUGCCGAGAGGGUAUCUGCGGCUCGUGUGCCAUGAACAUCAAUGGAGGCAACACACUGGCAUGCCUCAACAAAAUAGACACUAAUGCAAGCAAACCGACCAAAAUCUAUCCGCUCCCACACAUGUAUGUGGUCAAAGAUCUGGUGCCUGACAUGAGCAACUUCUAUGCACAGUACAAAUCUAUUGAACCUUACCUGAAAAAGAAGGAUGGAGCUCAAGAAGGGAAGGAGCAGUAUUUCCAGUCAGUGGAGGACAGGCAAAAACUGGACGGCUUGUACGAGUGUAUCCUCUGUGCCUGCUGCAGCACCAGCUGUCCCAGCUACUGGUGGAACGGAGACAAAUAUCUGGGACCUGCUGUGUUAAUGCAGGCGUACCGGUGGAUGAUUGACUCCCGUGAUGAAUUCACUGAGGAACGUCUGUCUAAACUUCAGGAUCCCUUCUCUCUCUACCGCUGCCACACCAUCAUGAAUUGCACUAAGACUUGCCCCAAGGGACUCAACCCAGGGAAGGCCAUCGCUGAGAUAAAGAAAAUGAUGGCAACGUACAAAGAGAAGAAAGCAGCAGCUACAUGAAUAUCUGAAAAAUCCUGAUGGCUCAAGAUCCACUAAUAAUGAUACCUGAAACUGAGUUUAGAGGAACAGAAAAGCCACACAGGAACUUUUGAUUGUACACUUUCAGGAUGUGGACACCUUUCAUGAUUUUCAUAAGUGUGUGAGAUGUGAACGUGUGUGUGUGUGAGUAUGAUCAUAUAAGGGAGAAGAAGAUAAGAAAAAUGCUUGAAAGAGUGGGUAAGGAAGAUCAUUUGAGUGAUGCAACAUAUUGGACCACAUUUCUGCUAUUUGUCUGCAUAGUGAAAUCACCAGGCUCUGUUGUAUUUACUCUCUGAUAACAUUGUAUUUACGCUGUAAAUAUUUAAAUAUGUGUUCAUUAAAGAUGUGUUGAGCUCAUUAUGAAUUUUAAGUGUGUUUUCAGAUUAGUAAAGAACAAAGAACCCUUCUGUUGAUUGUCGUACAAUUCAAUAAGCUGUAUUGAAGGAUCUAAUAAGACAUUUUUAAUUGCCAAAAAGGCUCCACACAAAAAUGGAUUUUAAUUUAACCAGAACAAUUAAGAGAGCUCAUAAUUAUGGGAUACAUUCAUGCUAUGACAUUUUUAAGAUAGGAACCCAUCUUGUUCAGUAAUCUGAAGAUGUUUCUGUUAUAUAACUAGCUUUCUGAUGGCUUUGUUCAAUUGAGGUACCCAAUUGAAUUCAAUUCAAUUGAGUAUGACCAUUAAUUGGCAUGGAGUAUUUGUGGCACUAUCUGUGAAGGCUUAAAGACUAUCCAUGUAGGACAGUUUCCUCAGAAUCGUGGUGGUAUCAUGCAUCAGAGAGAUUUAUCGAUAAUACUU